AACGUUGGCAAUGAUGCAGCCUUAACAAGUCUAUAAAUCCCUAGAGGGUCAACCACACCAACGUGCUCAACCUCAUGGCUCACCAACUCCACACAAACUCCCUCCCCACUCUUCAUGCCUCCUCCAUGUACCCUGCAUCCCAAAUCCCCUCCACCUCUCUCAAGCUCAAAACCUUAGUCCAAUCCUACAUCUUUCAACAAGUCGGUCGCCGUGUCAUUCGAGCCCUUGCCUAUGCUAAGUCCCUCUUUGACCUCCUCAACACAAAGGUCGUUGAUGAUAACAACAAAGGAUAUAAAGUUGAGCUAGAAAGGAGGAAGAAGAGGAGGAGGAGGCGGAAGGAGAUUUCUCAUGUCAUUAAGAUGUGUUGCAUUAUGUCCUCGUCCCACGUGACGCCCAUGUCGGAGCCCGAGAGUCAAGCGUGCUAUGACUCUAGUCGGAAUUCGGUGGUUUUGAAUGAUCGAACCGGAGGCACUGAUGACAUGGAUGGAUAUCUUCAAUGGCUUGAAGAGAAGGAGCAUGGCAAUGAUGAUGAAGAUGAUGGCGCGAGUGAGAAUAAUAUCGAUCAGCUCGCGGAGAAGUUUAUAGAGAAAUGCCAUGAGAAGUUUAGGUUAGAGAAGCAAGAGUCGUACAGGAGGUAUCAAGAGAUGCUUGCUAGAAAGGUUGGAGGUUGA
Asparagus officinalis (garden asparagus) is the source of this 671-nucleotide messenger RNA. RefSeq lists its product as uncharacterized. The record is from RefSeq and is a predicted model, not a curated record. The coding region runs from base 75 to 671 and encodes 198 amino acids. Lineage: Eukaryota; Viridiplantae; Streptophyta; Magnoliopsida; Asparagales; Asparagaceae. The transcript has 2 exons.